AAAGACGUGAAAGGUGAUUUAUCUCUGGAGGGGUAUUAAACAUCUGUUGGACAGUGACAAAUGUCUUAUGCUCCAUUCGAUGCUCUGCGGGGUGAAUGCUCUCCAUUCUCUCAGUAUCUCUCAUUCCUUCGGGGUCAUCUCUUUGCCCAAAUGUGUCGUUCCUGAGCUGCGUUUGCUCUCCUCCACCCUCGACUGUGGACCGUGCUCUGCAAAGGUCCCUUGCCAGAAGACGCUGACCCUUGUGAACCUGAGCCCCCUUCCAGGAUGCUACAGAGUUCUCCCUCAGAGACACCAAGAGGCCGCUGCUCUGUGGUACUCCAGCCCCAAGCCGUGUGGGAUUAUCCAAGGUCACGAGGCGGUGGAGAUCCCAAUUACAGCUGAAGUCCAGGCGGUGGGUGCUCAUUCCAUCCCGGUGGAUAUCGCCGUGUUCGGGAAGGAGACAUCCCCACUGGAUGGCAAAUGCUGGAGUAUUGAACCCAGGGAAGGAGUGGUCCCUGCCAAGGCUGAGGUUCCUGUGGUUGUCACGGCAAACCUGGGUGACACAGGGAGAUUUGAAGACAGCAUGAAGCUGUUCAUUGAGAACAGCCUUACCAGUGUCAUCCCCAUCCAGGCUGUGGGCACUGGCACCACAGUUGCCAUUGACAAACCGUUUGCGCCGGAGCUGAAUUUGGAACCCCAGUUCAAGUAAGAGAUCUCUUAACUC
This is a messenger RNA of Pseudopipra pipra, 703 nucleotides long. RefSeq names its product hydrocephalus-inducing protein-like. The record is from RefSeq and is a predicted model, not a curated record. NCBI's taxonomy places the organism in Eukaryota, Metazoa, Chordata, Aves, Passeriformes, Pipridae. The transcript has 3 exons. Bases 68 to 688 code for a protein of 206 amino acids. Gene Ontology annotation, biological process: axonemal central apparatus assembly; cilium movement. Gene Ontology annotation, cellular component: axoneme.